CACAGGGUCUGUCUCAUUUACACCCGGAAGACUCGGGGAGUACCGCAUCAGACUCUCCCCUCGUAUCCCGCCUAAGCCGUCGUCGAUAGCUUUUCUUCUCCCGCCAUUCCAGAGACAUUGCAGUGCUCCUUCCCAUCUCUUCAGCACUUGACUGCCGCCAAGCGUGCGGCCCGCAGACCGAUCACGCGGGUACCUCGCCAGCAGCCGAUCCGCAACUCGAUCGCUUCGUUUCGUCUUCACUCUCCCCGCCCCUGACCACCACAAGCUUUGAAGACUGCCUCUUCGACCGCUUCCCACCUUUCUGCAACGACACAAGCACGCCGACUCGAGUCAACAAUGCCUCAUAGGAACCCGCUCCAACCAGUGGCUCUGAUAAAGCCAUCGUCUCAGCUCCCGAGCUCAUCGCAAGCCUGUGCUCAGCAGACUCAGUCCGAAUCCAGCACCACGACGUUCCUUCAUAUGCCUCAUCGCCUCGCCAACGAUCACACUACCAAUCAGAACCUGUCUUACUACAACGGCUCCAGACGACAACGUCGGCCCGUCUCCGACACCACUGUCCGACAUUCGGCUCAGCAGAGUAGAUCAGCUUCCCGCUCACAUUCGAACACCAUCCUGCACCAGCAUUCAGCCUCCUCAGCGAGAAGAUCUCGCCAGCCCAUUGCCUGCGAUCCAUGUCGAGCAUCCAAGCGCAAGUGCUCCGGUGGCCAGCCCUGCAUUAGCUGCCUAAAGCGCGGAGGCAAGGUCGAGUGCUACUAUGACAAGGCUGCCGAACUCAAGCUAGUCGCCCGGCAGAAAACUCUAGCAAUGACUUCCAGGGCCCAGCGGGAGGCAACGACGUCCAGGAAGAGAGGCGACGCAAAUAUUGCUCAAGCUACGAAGACAAUGGACAGGCGAUCUGUCAGUACGAGGACCAAUCAAAACCCCACCCGGAAGGCACCUGCAGACGUGGACUUCCAAGCUCAUUCCGGUCACGACAAUCGCUGCGAUGAACAUGGCAUGCACGAUGUAGACGAGAGCGAGGCAGACGAUGCAUACAUGGAAACGGUCCCGACUCGCCCGACGUACCUCAAUGUGGGCCACAGCUGGACACCACCGGGUAGUCAUUCUGUUGAUCGUCAAAUGAGACAAGAGCGUCACGGUAUGGAGCUCCUCGAGCCACCAGUCACGCCAAAAUCAGACAGGCAUCGACCCUUUGACCCUACUCGACUGAGCACCGCCAGCAGUCAGCAGAGCUCUAUCGAGAGGCAUGGAAUGUCCUCACCUACGACCCCGUCUCAACAGGCUGGGUCGCCAAGCCAAUCCUCAGCUUUCUCCGGCAUAAGCUCGCAGCGCUCAGAAGUGGGCGGAUACCAAGACAGCGAUUGCCACAGGCUAUUCGGAGAAGCAGUGCCAUCCAAACCUUCUGAGGGAUGUGCGAAUAGUCUCUUGCCACGACACCUACCACGACUACAAGCGAGUUGGGCAAUGGGUCGCGGCCAUGCUUCCUCUGCAUUCCUUCUCGGUGGAGCUCCUCAGCUGCCCAGGCCGCUCCGUCCACUAGGCAGCUCGAACACUAUCGGCUUCUCCUGCAUCGGCAGGCCUGCCUUCUCCAAGCCGAUAAGACUCUCAACGGUCGAACCCGCUCUCGAGAACCCAGCCAUGACAAUUGAGGGACUUGUUGGUGACGGAGCUUUCCUUCCGUCGGCGAGGGAGGGCAAUGUCCCUGCCUGGAUCAAGCCCUAUCCCUACCCGCGACCAGGCAUGGACCCAAGAGCAGGCUACUCAUUCGCCCAGACCGCCAUUGGCCAUCAAGUACGUGGCGGGGUGGUAGGGCUCGACGUCUCGUCAGGUCAGACCCUUGCGCCAAUGAUCCGGCCACCCUAUGCGCCGACGAGCCAGCAUCGCAGCACCACGUCAGCUACUUCCUCUCCAGCUGGACUCCAGACUCGGCGCUUCGCUCCUAGGCACACUGACUCGCGACUGGCGCUGCCCCCUCUAGUGCCUCGUGAUCUGGCACCAUCGCUUUUCGGCCUCUCUUCCUCCUCGUGAACGCUGAUGCGGCCAGAGGUCACCUCUCUUGGGGCGCAACAGCAGCUUUAUAGGGGAGUUUGCUGAGCAGAUGUCAUUUCUGAACAAUCAGCAUAUACCUUCAGGCUGUCCCAC
This is a messenger RNA of Microstroma glucosiphilum, 2142 nucleotides long. RefSeq lists its product as hypothetical. The transcript is spliced from 4 exons. NCBI's taxonomy places the organism in Eukaryota, Fungi, Basidiomycota, Exobasidiomycetes, Microstromatales, Microstromataceae. The record is from RefSeq and is a predicted model, not a curated record. Gene Ontology annotation, biological process: regulation of DNA-templated transcription. The coding region runs from base 337 to 2028 and encodes 563 amino acids. Gene Ontology annotation, molecular function: zinc ion binding; DNA-binding transcription factor activity, RNA polymerase II-specific.